Molecule: messenger RNA, 300 nt
Organism: Symbiodinium sp. CCMP2592
Lineage: Eukaryota; Dinophyceae; Suessiales; Symbiodiniaceae
Source: the annotation of a GenBank genome assembly
AUGGUGCAGGGCAUUUUGUGGGUUUGGAGCAUGCAGGCUUUUGGUGAAGUUUCGGCCAGUUUCCCACUUAGCCCCAAUUGCUUGUUCUAUCGGACACAAGCGGUUGGCCACCACGGCAUGCUCUCGAAUAAUCUGGUGAUGCUCAGAUAUAAGCUCUCAAGCUCUGAACGCCCCAGCAAACCUGCAAACUUGCAAGCACCCGCAGCCGUCGCGUCAACCAAAGCCUGCACAGCUCCACAAAGCCACGGGGGGCAAAUCAAACAAGGACGAUGGGAAAGCCAGGUACAAAAGCAGCAAUGA